Messenger RNA from Conger conger (European conger), 1834 nucleotides. RefSeq names its product sepiapterin reductase a (gene spra). Gene Ontology annotation, molecular function: sepiapterin reductase (NADP+) activity. Lineage: Eukaryota; Metazoa; Chordata; Actinopteri; Anguilliformes; Congridae. The record is from RefSeq and is a predicted model, not a curated record. The transcript has 3 exons. The coding region runs from base 124 to 951 and encodes 275 amino acids. Gene Ontology annotation, biological process: tetrahydrobiopterin biosynthetic process.
UGUGAUUGGAAGCAUUUUCCUCAGAGCGAGGUGAAGAAGCGCUUAAACCACACAGUGUUUUUUAGUAACGAGAAAGAUAGCGCCGAUAUUGGGCACAUUAAGAAUAUAUACACUUUAGUAGUUAUGGAAUCGAACGUAAUUUCGCACGCAAGUGGUGCAGUCUCGAAUGAUUUUGGGCGAGCGCUCUGCGUUAUCACCGGAGCGUCGAAAGGCUUCGGCCGAUGCCUGGCGAAGCAAAUAGCCGCCUUGCUCAGUCCUGGGUCAGCGCUUGUGCUGGUUGCCAGAUCGGGGGAUAAACUGAGGGAACUGCAGACGGAUCUGGCCGCUUCUGACGCUGGUAAGAAAGGGUUGGUGAUACGCUGCGUGACAGCGGACCUCGCGCAGAAAGAAGCCGUUGAAGAGACCAUGAAGGCGGCGAAACAGACAAAUCACUUGGAUAUUGACCGCCUGAUUCUAAUAAACAAUGCAGCCUCGUUGGGGGACGUGUCUCGCUUUGCCGUCAGCUUUACAGACCCUACGGAGACGAGUUCCUACCUGGCUUUCAACGUGAGCUCCGCCCUCAGUCUUACGGCGUCGCUCAUGGACGCUUUCCCCAAGCGGCCGGGGCUGCGGCGCUACGUGGUGAACGUCAGCUCGCUGGCCGCCCUGAAGCCCAUUCCGUCCUGGGUGCUCUACUGCACCGGAAAGGCCGCGCGGGACAUGAUGUUCAGAGUGCUGGCCGCGGAGGAGCCCGAACUACGCGUGCUCAACUACGCACCGGGUCCUCUGGACACAGACAUGCACCUGCAAGCGCGCACCGACUCGGGCGACCUGGCUGUGCAGAGCUCAAUGCGCGACUCGCACACUCAGGGACAGGUGCUGACCUGCGAGGAGUCCGGCACCAAGCUGCUGAAGCUGCUGCUGGAGGACAACUUCACGUCCGGCGGCCAUCUUGACUUCUAUGAUGUGUGAGGGGAUGAGGGGAUGAGGGGAUGGGCCCCAGGCGAUCAUACUCAUCGCCUGGGGUCCGGUGGUUGGCGGUAGAUGGUUUGAGGAGAAGCGUUCCUAACGGGAAUUUCCCUCGCUCUGUGUACACUGCCGUGCCGUGAUUAAAGGUCAUUCUCCCAGCCCUGUACGGGACGUUUAAUGUUAUCGGGAGAAUUAUGUGCAAAACCAAAUGUAUUGUUUAUUUGCUGAAAUGUCCUUGUGGAUUGUGUUACAAUCUACAAGAGAAUUAAAAACCAGAAUUUCUAAACCCAGGAGCUACAUUACGGUGUAAAAUCUCCGGUGGCCAGACAUUUUAAUAAGAGUUGUUCCGAUACCGAUAUCAGUAUCGGAAAUGCCUUCGAUACAGCCCAAAAUGCUGGAUCGGGUAUCAGUGAGUACACAAGUUUGUGCACCGAUUCAAUACCACGUGAUUUAUCGUGAUGAUAGCGCAUUUACACUGCUCAGGCAAGCAACAACACGUGUGGUGCUAGCGGAGAGUGUAACAUUUGUCAGAGCUUGCAAAAUGUCAGCAAAUUGGCUAUAUUUUACACUGGAAAAUCCUACCUGUAAAACACUGUGCACAGUAUGCAAGGCUUUAGUUUUGAGGGGUGGCAUUAGUGUUAACAAUUUCAACACCAGCAAUCUUAUGAAGCAUUUUAAGGUGCAUCACGUGAAAGAGCUGAUGCAGAAGUUCAGUUUAUCAUGUCGUUGGAAGCUCCAAAGACAGCCCAGUUCUAUGGCAUUCAUUCUCUGUAUGUAUUCGUUCAUGUUUUACAAUGUUUAAAAUGAGCCAGGCCAUCCAUACAGGGUUAGUAGUAUGCAGCUGUUAUCGUACGAUAACAGGUACAUACUACUGACUCUGUAUGGA